Messenger RNA from Serpula lacrymans var. lacrymans S7.9, 207 nucleotides. RefSeq lists its product as uncharacterized. The coding region runs from base 1 to 207 and encodes 68 amino acids. NCBI's taxonomy places the organism in Eukaryota, Fungi, Basidiomycota, Agaricomycetes, Boletales, Serpulaceae. The record is from RefSeq and is a predicted model, not a curated record. The transcript is spliced from 2 exons.
AUGAAUUACAUCCGGAUCACUUUAGAUAUAGCGUUGAGUGUCCACUCCAUUAAACAGGAUUACUAUGGGCGCAGAUUCCAAUGUGGGAAACAUAUUGUGUUAUUUCAGAUGACAUUCCAUCUUCUGAUAGCAAGCCCGGAAACCCGCCCUUAUCUCGAACCUUACCAGAUACUUCAAAUUCCAAGGCCGUGCGGAGAUUACAUUUAG